Ylistrum balloti is the source of this 1068-nucleotide messenger RNA. Its product is annotated as endothelial differentiation-related factor 1-like. Gene Ontology annotation, molecular function: DNA binding. NCBI's taxonomy places the organism in Eukaryota, Metazoa, Mollusca, Bivalvia, Pectinida, Pectinidae. Gene Ontology annotation, cellular component: nucleus. The transcript has 5 exons. The record is from RefSeq and is a predicted model, not a curated record. The coding region runs from base 115 to 546 and encodes 143 amino acids.
ACGCCAUAUUGCAUCGCGAUUUCGAAACAAACGAAAACAACGAACAGACGAACUGUUUAACAGUACUUGCAUAAGUGUGUGAUAUUCAUAAUAUAAACUACAAUUUAAAGCAGUAUGGCCGAGUUUGAUACAGAAGUCAAAACGAUUGGGAGCCGAUGGGGCCGUCAAUCAAACACCCAACAGGCCAUCAACUCAGCACUUAGACAGGGAAAAGCUGUAGAAACAACUAAAAAAUUUGCUGCUUCUCAAAACAAGCAAUCAUCAGCUGCCAAAAAUACAGCAAAACUUGACCGUGAGACUGAGGAACUUCACCAUGAACAUGUGACAUUGAGUCUGUCUCGUCAGAUACAGAAGUCUAGACAGGAGAAAGAGUGGACUCAAAAAGAGUUGGCAACAAAAAUAAAUGAAAAGCCUCAAGUCAUUAAUGACUAUGAAUCUGGUAAAGCAAUACCAAACCAACAGGUGAUCUCAAAGUUGGAAAGGUGCUUAGGCGUAAAACUUCGUGGGAAGGACAUUGGCCAGCCUCUCCACUCUAAGAAGAAGUGAUCUAUGUGAAAUGCCUGCACUCAAAAUGUACGUUCUGUAGCACUCAGCGCUACAGAUGUAUUAUAAUAUUACAACAUUUACAUUUGCUAUGAAAACUUCAUAUUACGUUAGACAGAUUUUGUUACCAUUCAUUGCUAAAAGGCAAAUUUUCAACUAUGAACUCUUUAUGUAGACAUUACUAUCCAAUUGUGUUUCUUGCUAAUCUUGAAGGCGUUGUAAAUAUGACACAAUUUUUGUCUUAUUUUGAGAAAAUAGUAAGGUGACUACCAGAUGUAUCAUCAAGUGGUUGAAUGUGUUAAGAAGUUUUUUUGUGUGUAAAUAUGAGUAAAGGGUGCUACUGGAAAGCGGAGGGAUUUUUUAUUUUACAUCAAGCUUUCGUUGCUUCUGCUGGUAAAGGUGGUGAUUGUAUUGAUAAUACCAUGCAAGGUUUGACACAAGUUCAGUGUCGAGAAUCCAUAUUAAGUUUAGUCAUAAAGAUGACGGUAAUGGUUGUCGUAAUAAAGUUUGUUUACAUGCCCAUAA